This is a messenger RNA of Amblyraja radiata (thorny skate), 778 nucleotides long. RefSeq names its product E3 ubiquitin-protein ligase RNF170-like. Bases 1 to 648 code for a protein of 215 amino acids. The record is from RefSeq and is a predicted model, not a curated record. NCBI's taxonomy places the organism in Eukaryota, Metazoa, Chordata, Chondrichthyes, Rajiformes, Rajidae. The transcript has 6 exons. Gene Ontology annotation, molecular function: metal ion binding; ubiquitin protein ligase activity.
AUGUUGCCAGAGCAGGAAGACCAGACUGCAGCUGGUUGUGAGGCCAGAUCCCGGGGUAGGCAUUUGGAACACUACCUGUUGGCAAUGCGUGUCGCUUUGGAAUUGCAAACCUGUUCAAAGUCUUGCUUCCAUGGUGAUCUCCGGUGUCCCAUUUGUCUCCAAGUUCCCACAUUUCCCGUGGAAACCAGCUGUGGUCAUUUAUUUUGUGGACAAUGUUUAAUUGCAUAUUGGAGACAUGGUUCUUGGACAGGACCUGUGAGCUGCCCUCUAUGCAGGCAAAAGGUGAGCCUGGUGGAUGGUCUACGUCACGAGAAUGACCAGGAAAGGCAUUGGCAACAGAUCCUACGAGAUAUCAGAGACUACAACAAGCGUUUCUCUGGACAGCCUCGAUCUUUUGCAGAUUACAUCUACGACAUGCCACUGUUACUCCAGCUGGCUUUCAGAGGACUCUUGACAGUGACUGGAUUAGUAUCUAUCUUCUGUUUAAGGAUUGCAAUUUGUUUCUUUGGAGCCAUUGUGCACUUUACCUCUCCUCUUGAUAUACCUGAAGCAUUCAAUGGGAUCUUGAGGACGUUUGAUGACUUGACUGUUGCAAUUCUGUUGCUUUUCUGCAUGAUUAAUAUCUGCCAGCAGGUGGGGCUAGAGUAAACCAGUUGAACAAACAUCAUAUCCCAAAGUUUUUUCCAGACUCUUCAUAGGAUGUGGACUGUGUCUAACAAAUGCUAUAACCAGACUGCAAAUAUACUUUAACAGUUUGAAUUGAUAGCUGCACAUAGAU